Messenger RNA from Aureobasidium namibiae CBS 147.97, 2073 nucleotides. RefSeq names its product P-loop containing nucleoside triphosphate hydrolase protein. Gene Ontology annotation, cellular component: cytosol. Bases 1 to 2073 code for a protein of 690 amino acids. The record is from RefSeq and is a predicted model, not a curated record. Gene Ontology annotation, molecular function: GTPase activity; GTP binding. NCBI's taxonomy places the organism in Eukaryota, Fungi, Ascomycota, Dothideomycetes, Dothideales, Saccotheciaceae. The transcript has a single exon. Gene Ontology annotation, biological process: ribosomal subunit export from nucleus.
AUGGUAUUGGCAAAGAGCAAGCAAUCGGUCGGUCUGGGCAAUGCCCUUAUGAACGACCGCUUCAAGAACAAAAACUCCAACCAGCACAAGGCCAACGCCGGAGGCAUUCAGAGAAAGGGCCAGAAUGGAGAGACAUACAUCACCAACAACAAGCAGGCCGCCGCCUACGAGAAGAUGCGCUCCGUCACCGAGCAGGGCGACCUGGACGAGUUCUUGUCCACCGCAGAGCUGGCCGGCACCGAUUUUACCGCCGAGAAGAUGAACAACGUCAAGAUCAUCCACAAGGACCAGAAGAAUCCCUACCUGUUGUCUUCGACCGAGGAGCGCAACGUCACCAAGAAGCACAAUAAGAACAGGAGCCGUCUGACCGUCCCUCGUCGCCCGAAAUGGGACUCUACCACCACCAAGGAGGAGCUGAACACACGCGAAAAGGAAGCUAUGAUUGAGUGGCGCAGAGACCUUGCCGAGCUGCAAGAAAACCAGGACUUGCUCCUGACUCCCUUCGAGCGUAAUCUCGAGGUUUGGAGACAGCUGUGGCGUGUCAUUGAGCGUUCCGACUUGGUCGUCCAGAUUGUCGAUGCUAGAAACCCCCUCAUGUUCCGCUCCGAAGAUAUGGAGUCCUACGUCAAGGAGGUCGACCCCAAGAAGCGCAACUUGCUGCUCGUCAACAAGUCGGAUAUGAUGACUCUCGAGCAGCGUCAGACCUGGGCCAAAUACUUCAUCGACCACAAAAUCAACUUCCGUUUCUUCUCCGCAGAGCUCGCUCGUGAGCUCAACGACGCCAAGGCUGACGAGGAUGAGUCGCGAGCUGAAGAGAUGGACGAUGAGGACAGCGAGGAGGACGAGAACGAAGACGAGAUCACCGAGGCUCUGGAAGGAGAGGAGAACGCUCUCGAGCAAGAGGCUAAGAAGCUCGACAUUCAAGACAAGGAAGAGGAGGAGGCCAAGUGGGUGGACGAGGAAUCAAUCGACGACAAACACGCUGCACCCGUAUCCGACGUCAUCCCUAUGUCGCUUGAGGAGGCCACACGCAUUCUGACCACUGAGGAUCUGGAAGCUCUCUUCUUGGAGCACGCUCCCAAGAUGGCUGCCGCUACCGAGGACAAGCCUGCUCGCAAGGUACAGAUCGGUUUGGUUGGUUACCCUAACGUUGGUAAAUCGUCGACCAUCAACGCUCUGCUCGGCGCAAAGAAGGUGUCCGUCUCUGCCACACCUGGUAAGACGAAGCACUUCCAGACUAUCCACUACUCAGACCAGGUCGUGCUUUGCGAUUGUCCCGGUCUCGUUUUUCCCAACUUCGCCUUCACAAAGGCAGAACUCACAUGUAACGGUGUCUUGCCCAUCGAUCAGAUGCGCGAGUUCACCGGUCCUGCCACCCUCGUCGCUACCCGUAUCCCCAAGCCUUUCCUCGAGGCUGUUUACGGUAUCAACAUCAACAUCAGAUCCCGCGAAGAAGGAGGUACCGGUACACCCACCGGUGAGGAGCUGCUCCGCGCAUACGCCGCCGCCCGCGGUUUCUUCACCCAAGGUCUCGGUCAGCCCGAUGAGAGCAGAGCCGCCAGAUUGGUUCUCAAGGACUACGUCAAGGGCAAACUGCUCUUCGUACACCCUCCCCCUGCCGAGCCGCCGAUCGACCACAAGCACUUCAACCGUGAACUCUACGACUACAACCACCUGCCCCAAAAGCGACGAGCCCAGCUUGCAGCUAUGCACUCGACUGCCAUGCACCCCGAGACACAAACCGGCGAUGAGCCAUCGCUCAUGGAGAACGAUGAGCUCGACAUGGUUCCCAUGAGUGGCGCAAAGACGACACGCAUGGACAAGCAAUUCUUCGCGCCGGGACAGGGCAGAGGAGAGCAAAAUAUGCCCUUCCACCACAAGUACACGGAGCAAGGACAAAGGAAAGUGGAGAACACUGGUGGCAGAUUGUUGACCGGCCGCAAAGCCAAGAUCAUGUUGGCCCUGGAGAAGGACAUGGAUCCUGAUGAUGUCAAGUUGAUGUCGUCGGGCAAGAAGCACUUCAAGGCCAACAAGAGGGCGCAGAAGAAGGUCAGAAGCGAGUACGACAUUUAA